GCAGCAGCAGGAGAUGUUCAGGAACCCCCUUCGUUAGGCGCCUGCUUAGUCCCUAGGCAAUCCCGUUCGCCUGAACCGACAGUUCGACGGAUAGGUUGGGGGCCAGUUUUCCUGCCUCUGCUGGGCGUGUCCACCGUGUGGGGCUCUGCCAUACAAUCAGUGCUUUAUUUGUACAGGAGAAAAGUUACCGGAAACACUUGACCAACAAAGGAAGAGCUGAUGAUAAUGAGGUAAAGGAAAUUCUGAUUAAAAGGAAACACACAUACUGUUCCCAGCUUAGAGCUAACCACUGCUUUUAUGGCAUCACGGAGGAUGUAGAGGUACGCUUUCACCCCUGCAGAUAAUUCUUCAGAUAAUGCUGUGUUUGAAAAUUACAAAUUUAUAAUACCCUCCUUUAUGGAUUGGUUAAGCAAAACUUCCUUUGUAAAUAACCUGAACAGGUUUAUAUUUUUAUUGUCUUUGUCACAGCAUGCUAAGAUACUGUUAUUUUUUUACCAUUCGUUUACAUGUGAAGGUGUUUUGGUACCUGGUCUAUAAAUUUUGCUGUCCAUUUUGGUAAUUAAGUCUAUGGAAAUAUGUGAAUUUUUGCUGAGGAAAUGUAUCAGAUUUAGUUUCAGGCGCUCUAGCACCUAGGUUAUUACUUAAGCAUCAUGGACUACAGCUGUGACAGAUGUGGUGACUCCCAACUUUCUUUGCAAUGUUAUGGAUCAUUUAUGAUGCUCUCAGAAUGAAUUAACAUUUUCCUAAUAAUGUUUAUUUUAAACUUUGUACAGCAAGAACUAUUCUUGAAGCUAGAUAAUCCAAUCCACUGCUUAUGUUCAUCAUAGAUUGUAGUGAUGAUCUGGGUUAAUCUUUUGGGUGCAUUAAAUCCCAUUUUAGAAGGUAAUCUUGAAUUAACAAGUAUGUAACCCAUUGCUUCUGCCAAUGAGACAUUCUAUUGUAAUAUAGAAGGAAUAAUAAUUAGCAAAAGUAUUUGUUGAACGCUUAUCACAUUUCCAGUAAACUGUCUAUAAACUUUAGGGAGGAGUGGGAAGAGCUUCAUUUCAACUUUGGCGGAAACAACAGACAGUGAUAAUGGGGAAAGGGAACAAGAGAAGAAAGAAGAGAUAAGAAGAGAAUGAGAUGGCUUAGGCAGCUUUAUGAGAUGUGUUCAAAAGGAUAUGGGCAUUUCCAUGCUGCUUUCACAGUUAGUGUUAACGUGGUUAGUGUUGUCUACUUUACAAUUGGGAGGUGGUGGUGACUGGCCAUGUUUCCAUAAAGGUGACCAGAAUUCUUAGGAGGUUCUUCAUAGUGUUAAUUUUUAUACAUGAUACACUCAAACAGAGCCAGUUUGAAGAGCUCCUACCGAUGGAGCCACUUGUUCUUUCUAGUUUUCUAGCACCAAUCAUUUUAACCACUACUGCAGCACAGAGUAGCUAUUUGAUUUGCCCUGAAGAAAGAUUCCAUGGUACUGGACCGGUUAUCCCUGUGCAAACUUCAGAACAAAGUGGUGGAACUGGUGGAUAUUCUCAUGACACAUGGGAUUCCAUAAGUGGCAACGUCUCCAGCACCAUGUUGCAGAAAAGCUUUCCACUCACCAAGUUCUCUCUACCAUGAAAGCCAAAAGAAUGAAUGUUGAAGAAAUGCAACAUUAGGAAACAAUGCUAGAAUUCUGCUGGCUUUUCUUGCUGUUAAUGAAUAGCACAGAGGCCACAAACUUCAACAGUGGAGGAUGUCAUCAAAAGCAUGUUGAUGUGAGGUACCGGGCCAUUAGUGGCCAGAAGUUCGUCUUACCGUGUGAUUUGCUUCCAGAGGACCCAGCCUCAAUAUUUAAUCAUUCUUGCCAUCACAACAGUAAGGUGCAGUGGUCCUGGCACUCGAGUGAUGGCAAAACCCGAAAGAUGCUCAGCAGUAAAAAUGGAAAUCCUACGUAUUGUGGAAACGUACUUUGGUUUAAACCAAUAAAGGUUCAAGAUUCAGGAACAUAUAUCUGCACAAAUAGGGGGAAAAUCCCAUGUAUCAGUAUUUUUGUAGAUGUUCAAACAAAGGAGAUGGCUAAUUGUACAAAAAAUUUCAGGAGCGACCUGCGCUUAAUUGUAGAAAAUGGAGAAUCUGUUGCUUGUCCUGGGAAAAGCUGUUUCAGUCAUUUUCAUAGCUCAACAGUAAAAUGGUACAAGAACGGGAAAAGAGUAAAACUUCAAAUGAACAGAUGGGGCUUGAAAUUGCAACAUGAUAAGAUUGUAUUACAACCUGCCUAUGACCGAGAUAGUGGUAUUUACGCAUGUGAUUAUAUGCUGAUGGAUAACAAUACCUGGUGGAAUAUGAGAACAAUAGUAAGAGUGAACGUCACCACAAAAGACUCUGUCAACCCCCCAAUCGUUCUGGAUCCCCCCAAUGAAAGGAACAUAGAAGUAGAACUUGGGCAACCUCUUGAGCUUAAAUGCCAAAUAAAAUUUGGUUUUCAAAGCAAUGCCUCAUCUUUAGUUCAGUGGUACAGAGAAAUCUGUCAAAAGGAGGAACUGGUUCGUGAAAACAGGUUUUCUCCAAAUGAACUAGGAGGUGAAACCUUCCUUGAAACUUUCUGGCUGGAGAAAGUGACUGAGAAGGAUUUAUGUACAGUCUUUAAAUGCCUGGCUAAAAACUCUGCUGGGAAAUCUGUGGGGGUAUUCAGACUCAAGAGGAGAAACAAAACAGUUCGUCUGCUUACUUUGUGUUGUGCCAUUACAAUUCUUCUUGGACUAUUUUUUGGAAGUGUAUUUGCUUACCAACACUGGAUUGAAAUAGUGCUGCUGUAUCGGAAUUACCUGGCCAAAGAUGAAACUAUAGGUGAUAACAAAGAAUUUGAUGCGUUUGUGUCCUAUGCAAAACCAGAUUUUCUUGAAGCAGAUCAAAUGUGUCUGAAUGAGGAACAGUUUGCUUUGGAGGUUCUUCCUCAUAUUUUGGAAAACAAAUAUGGAUAUAAGUUAUGUCUCACUGAACGGGACAUCCUUCCAGGAGGAGCAUACACUGAUGACAUUGUACAUGCUAUCAAAAGGAGCAGACGGACAGUGGUGAUCUUAAGCCCAAGUUACGUCAAUGGACCAGCCAUGUUUGAGUUUGAAGCAGCAGUCAAAACUGCACUGGAAGACACAACAAUAAAGAUCAUUCUAGUCCAGUUCAAGUCUUGCCGGGACACAAAGGCAUUACCUCACAAAGUGAAGAAAGCUCUCAGGAUCUUGCCCAGGAUUACCUGGGAAAUGUCUACCUCUCCCACUGCUAAUAAGCAUUUCUGGAAAAAACUGCGAUAUCUCAUGCCAGUGAAACACAUUAAAGUUGUUCAAGAUAGUGAUCAAUCUUCAUACUUUCCUCCCACUAGUUACUGGGCCUGACAGUAGAAAAGCAAUGCAGAAAACCACAACAAUAAGAAGUGAAGACCUAUUUGGGGGGGGGAAGAAAUAAAUUUUCUAAACGGAGGACUUUCUGGACAGAGGGAUAAUAGCUCAACACUUCUUUACAUAUAGGUUUAAUCCCUGGCUUCUUCGACUAAGUGUAUGUUGGGUGUUUCUCUGCUUGAAAGGAUCUCUGCUUAAGAUAACGGACAGCCAUUGGAGAUUACAGUGAACAGUACUGGACUAGAUGGACCAGUGAUUACAGUUGGUAUAUAGAAAUUUCAUAUGUUCAGAUAUGUUUCUUAAAGCUUGGUAAUUUUUUGCUUAUUUAUUAAUAACUUCAAAAUAAAUAUGAAUAUGAUAUUUUAAAAAGAUAUUGCCUGGUAACACUCAAGGGGCUGAAAAGAGUGGUGCUAUGGCAUGUCUUUGCAUGUUUAAAUUAUUUUCUUUGUCUGGUUAAUGCCAGUCUUGUACAGUGGUUAGCGUGUUGGGCCAGGAUCUGGGAAACCCAGCUUUGAGUCCCUGCUUUGCUGUGGAAGCUUCCUCUGUGACCUUAGGUCAGUCGCACACCUAUUCACUCUAACUUACCUCACAGCGUUGUUGUGAUGAUAAAAUGAAAGAAAUAAGAAUGAUGUAAUCCACUUUGGGUCUCAUUGGGGAGAAAGGUGGGGUAUAAAUGAAGUAAAAUAAAAUAAAAGAUUGGAAAUUGUGUAUGAAGCUUACUCAAAAAAAGGGCAUUUGCAAGCAACUUAGAGCAAUCUAUAACUGACAGAGAUAUCAACUAAAAUAUCAUGAAGUACGCACCAAUUAAAAAGCAGAGAGGGGACUGUCGGUGAAUUUUUUGUCCAGACGUGAUGGAAGGGUGUCUGGUUGCUGCCACUUCUUCAGCUGACAUCACUGGUGGCCACUGACAAUUGGGAGGAAUGGUUCUCAACUUGGUCCAGGCACAGGGGAAAGGAUGCUUGGUUUCUGCCUCUUCUCUUUCUGCCUCUGGCUGCAACAAUGGCACCCCUUGCUGGGAGGAGGACAGUCCUCAGCCAGAGCUGGAUCCAGGCAUGAUGGAAGGGUGCUUGGCUGAUUCCUGUUUUGCUUCUGACCUCAGCGAUGGUUGAGAGAUAUGCUCUGUCCUCAUUGAUUGUAGAUGGCGUUUGUGGUCCCUCUUAGAUAAAUCUCAAUGAAAGACUGAGAUGUACACAGUUCUAAAGUAGUGGUUCAGGACUGCAGCUGACAUAAUCCAUUCCAAUUAUAUGAAUGCAUACUUGGAUGUGAAAUCCAUUAAAAUCAAAAGGUGAUGCUACU
This is a messenger RNA of Eublepharis macularius, 4646 nucleotides long. RefSeq names its product interleukin 18 receptor accessory protein (gene IL18RAP). Lineage: Eukaryota; Metazoa; Chordata; Lepidosauria; Squamata; Eublepharidae. Gene Ontology annotation, molecular function: interleukin-18 receptor activity. The transcript has 12 exons. The record is from RefSeq and is a predicted model, not a curated record. The coding region runs from base 1641 to 3347 and encodes 568 amino acids. Gene Ontology annotation, biological process: interleukin-18-mediated signaling pathway.